This is a messenger RNA of Pichia membranifaciens NRRL Y-2026, 582 nucleotides long. RefSeq lists its product as hypothetical. NCBI's taxonomy places the organism in Eukaryota, Fungi, Ascomycota, Pichiomycetes, Pichiales, Pichiaceae. Gene Ontology annotation, cellular component: membrane. The transcript is spliced from 2 exons. The record is from RefSeq and is a predicted model, not a curated record. The coding region runs from base 37 to 582 and encodes 181 amino acids. Gene Ontology annotation, biological process: vesicle-mediated transport.
GGAGAACACAGAAGAAACUAAUUCUAGAACAGAACAAUGGACUUUUUCACCAGCCGGUUCAGCGGGUCCAAUGCUGGCCCCGUUCAUCUACAAGACGACAACGCCACAGUGGCAAAUAACAAUAAUGCGAGCGAUGACACCGACUCGAUUCUUAAGCUCUCCUAUUUUGAAAGAAUUUCACUCUUCAUAGUGUGCAUCUUGGGCUGUUAUGCAUGCUACGCCAUCUGUUUCAUAUUUUUCCCCGUUCUUUCGCUUAAACCUAAGAAAUUUUCACUCAUCUGGACAAUCGGAUCUGUUCUAUUCUUGGUAGCAUUUGCCAUAUUAAACGGGCCUACGAAUUUCUUCAAGCACGCGAUCUCCGUGGAGCGAUUACCCUUCACCUUAUCUUUUGUUGGCUCAAUUGUGACGACAUUGCUGUUCUCGCUGGUAUGGAAAAACAACCUGUUGGUGAUUAUCUCGUGCGUGAUCCAAGCAAUCUGUUCUGUCUACUACACCGUGUCUUACUUUCCGUACGGGCGCCAGGGGCUUCGGCUGACAACCGGAGUAGCCAGAUCCCAGGUGGAAAAUUGGCUUUCUGUUUGA